ACUUUUAAUUUUUCUGUCGACUGUAUCGGAACAUCUUUGAAAUUUCGUAAUAAUUUUAUUUGUAUUAUCGAUUUUCCUUCUGGUUAUUCCCAUGAUCUGUUAAUUAAAUCAAAAAAUAUACAAAGCGAAAUUGUGAAUUCCAUAAAAUUAUCACAACAAAACCAACCAAUGAAUGUUAUUAAAGCCAAGAUUCUAUGGUCAUUAAGGCCUUUCAAGCUUCGAAAAUUCAAAAAAAUAUUUUUCCUGAAAUUGUUUACACUCACACUCACAGCAUUAUGGUUUUACGUUCACUUGAAUGAUCCGUUGGCUAUAGAAAAGCCAUUCAUUUUCAUCGAACCCAUCACAUCUUACUAUCGAUUUCAACACAAUUCUGGAACAAAAGAUUGGCAUGAUUAUUCUACGAUAGAGAUGGAAUCACAACGGAUGGGACCAGGUGAACAGGGACAACCAGUCUACGUUACGAAAGACGAAGAAGAGUUGAGUCGUAAAAUAUUCGAGGAAAAUAAGCACAAUGGAUUGGUCAGUGACAAAAUAGCUCGAGAUCGUUCAAUACCAGACACAAGACCUAACGAGUGUCGCACUCGACAAUAUUUGAGUCAACUUCCUUCAGUCAGUGUCGUCAUUCCUUUCCACAAUGAAAUUCUUAGCACUCUUACAAGAACAAUUCACAGCAUCUUUACACGAUCACCUCCCGAACUCUUGAAAGAAGUCAUUUUAGUGAAUGAUCACAGUGACAAAGAUUAUUGCUACGGACCUUUAGAGGAAUACAUCAAAGAUCAUUUCGAUUCUUCAAAGAUUCGAAUUCUUGUCAUGCCCGUGAGAUCAGGAUUAAUGUGGGCAAGAUUGGCUGGUGCUAGAUCAGCUACUGGAGAUGUUCUUGUCUUCAUGGAUUGUCAUAUAGAAGCGAAUGUCAAUUGGCUUCCACCAUUGAUUGAACCGAUCGCAAAAAAUUAUCGAACUUGCACUUGUCCCCUUAUUGAAGGCAUAGAUUCUCAAACUUAUAAAUAUAAGAAGAAAGGUAAUGGCAAUCGUGGAGGUUUCAAUUGGCAGCUUCAUUUCAUGUAUUUGCCGUUACGUUCAGAUGAUCAAAAAACAGCUGACGAACCUUUUGAAACACCAGUCAUGAUUGGUUGUGCGUUUGCAAUAUCAGCAAAAUACUUUUGGGAACUUGGGGGCUAUGACACUGGUCUGAAUAUUUGGGGUGGUGAACAGUAUGAACUGAGUUUCAAAGUGUGGCUUUGCGGAGGAGUUUUAUUAAAUGUUCCUUGUUCUCGUAUUGGUCAUUUGUUUCGAUCGAGACCAUUUACAGAAGUUGACAAUAUCACAAACUAUUACGACAGAAAUUUCAAAAGGGUUGCCGAAGUUUGGAUGGAUGAAUACAAGCACCAUAUUUACAGUCGUAAUCCUGAUCGUUGGAAUAAAGUAGAUUUUGGAGAUUUAUCAAAAGCAUUGGAAUUGAAAAGUAAACUCAAUUGCAAGCCUUUUAAAUACUUUUUAGAAGAAAUUGGACCUGAUAUAGUCGAUCGUUACCCACCUGUCGAGCCUCCACCCUUUGCAUAUGGGAAAAUACAAAGCGAAAUGGCAAAAGAACUUUGCAUAGACACUAUGAAUGUGCGUGAAUCUGAACUCGGAUUAUAUCCUUGUAAACAUUCUUCAAAAGUUCAUAUUACUCAAACAUUUCGCUUAAGGAAGCAUCGUGAUAUUUCAAUAGAAUUCUCAAAGUCAGAUUGCAUAACUAAGAAAAAAGAUAAAAUAUUAAGCUUUCCAUGUUAUUUCAAUCAGAAUAGUCAAUAUUUUCGUUAUAAUAUUACUUCGAAACAAAUAGUUUGUGGUCCAAAUCGAAACCGUCAAUGUCUAGAUAUGAACGAAGAUUUGAAAACAAUUUUUAUAGCACAAUGUGACAGUGAUCAAAUAUCACAGAGAUGGAUAUGGGAUUUCGUCAAUGAAACAAUGCUUCUAAAUUGGGUUGAUUAUGGCAAUCCAAUUUCAGACUUGGAAGAACGAAAUGAGUUAAAAAACAUAAUUUAAAUAAAUUAUUUAAUCUUGAAUA
Messenger RNA from Clunio marinus, 2050 nucleotides. Lineage: Eukaryota; Metazoa; Arthropoda; Insecta; Diptera; Chironomidae. The record is from the annotation of a GenBank genome assembly.